UCUCUUUCAGUAUCCAUUUUGGAUUUUUUACACACCUCGCACUCUCUUAAACUCAGAACUCUUCAAUUCAACGUUAUAGAGUAUAGACUGUGCUAACCCGACCCGAAAAAUGCCACCCAAAUCGGAGAACCCGGUUCAACACACUUCAUCCUUCACCGCAACCGACUCAUCCUCCGCCGGAUCAAUGGAUCCGAUCUUCCACGUCAUCCGCAUCCUCCCAUUCAGCUUCCUCCGUCCACCGCGUCUCCGUCUGAAGCUCCCGUCGAUCUCCCUCCCCUCCUCCAACGUCGUCUUCGCCCUCGUCCUCCUCACCUACUUCAUGGUCGUCUCCGGCAUCGUCUACGACAUCAUCGUGGAGCCUCCCGGUAUCGGUUCAACGCAAGAUCCCUACACCGGUUCGGUAAAACCGGUUGUGUUCAUGUCCGGCCGUGUUAACGGUCAGUAUAUUAUUGAAGGUCUGUCUUCGGGAUUCAUGUUCGUUCUCGGUGGAGUUGGGAUUAUAAUGCUGGAUCUUGCGCUUGAUCGGAACCGUGAUAGAUCUGUGAAGGUUUCGUAUGCUUCAGCUGGUGUUUCGUCGAUUGUUAUUGCUUAUGUUAUGAGUAUGCUCUUCCUUCGCAUCAAGAUCCCUGCUUAUCUUAGCUGAAUUUGAAUUUCAUUUUGUUGUUAUCUUUUUUUUGAUGAAUUUUGUAGUUUGAAUUUGUCUAUGAUUAUGAUAAUUUCUGGCUCCCGAUUAUGAUAGAUUAGGGUUGCUGAAUUUGAAUUGAAAUGUCUAUAGCGACUUGUUCUGGAUUUCUGAUAUUUAGUUGGUUUGGUAUACUUGAAA
Vicia villosa (hairy vetch) is the source of this 823-nucleotide messenger RNA. RefSeq lists its product as uncharacterized. Gene Ontology annotation, cellular component: oligosaccharyltransferase complex. The transcript has a single exon. Lineage: Eukaryota; Viridiplantae; Streptophyta; Magnoliopsida; Fabales; Fabaceae. Bases 110 to 643 code for a protein of 177 amino acids. The record is from RefSeq and is a predicted model, not a curated record.